AGUCGUAUAAUCUUCGUCGGCGGAGGCACACGUGUGUCUCUCGCGGCCGCAGUUGCUCGCACAAGUCGCGUCCGCGCGGCCUACGAAUAUUCUCAAUUUUAGGUUCCUGGAGGAACUGCAGCCGAAUUCGACUAUGCCGGUGGACGGGACGAACCUGGGCGACGACGAUCUUAUGUCGAUCCAUCAAAAGAUCAGUCAUGGAAGUUACUGGUCAGGCAGUUUGUGGAGAGAAAUGAUGGCAAUGGAUUUGUUCGUUGAUCAUAAUUAUUGCAAGCUAAAUAAGAGCAAUGUUAAAAUUGAUAAAGCAGAAAAUUAUGACAACUUUAACAUAUCCCAGGAGAAUAUAUUGGCAUACAAAAUUAAUAAUAACGAGCUUAUGGAAUUUGAUAUACAGAAUUAUGUUGAAAUACAGUGCAAUGAUGAAAUGCAAAAUGAUAUUUCAGAGGAUGUAAUCAACUUCAAUUCCAUUAAUACAAAUACAGAAAAUAGAUACUUUAACAAUGAUGCCACAAGAUUAAAUUGUAAUGAAAUAGCCAAAGAUGUAAACUUUAUUAAUACAUUGGAAGAUAUGAAUUUUAAUAAUAUUUCUAAUGUAAUAAACAAUAGUAUAGCUACAGAAAAUGAGCAUUCAAUGAAUGAUAGUAUGGCAAAUAGUGGGUCACAAUGUUUGAUAAAUAAUUUGCCUCUCAACAAUCACAACAGUACUUUUACUUCUUACAGUACUGAAGAUAGUGGCAUUGAAAGUAUGGAUUCACUACUGUUUACAGAGAGUGAAGAUAGUUUUUUGCUGGAUUCAAGGGAUGAUCAUUGCUAUUCAUUUUCUAAAGAAAGAGAUGGAGCAAAAAAAUCUUAUUUUAAUAAAAGAAAGGCAGAAAGUAGUUCUGCGGCUAGCAUUUCAACCAAUAUUGAAAACUCAGAUGUAAUCAAAGAUAAAAGUGAAGUACCUGCAAAAAGAAACCGUACUACAAAGAGGAGCAGAGAAGUCAUCAUAAGUGAAGAAUCACCAAUAAUUGAAGGAAAAUAUGAAGAGUCAAGAAGAGUCACAAGACUUUUAGUUAAGAACUCAGAUGAGAAACCUGUGAAAUAUAUCGAUAAUACACCUGGUAAACUUGUUUGGGGAUAUUUUAGAAGUGGAUGGUGGCCAGAUCUAAAUAUUGUUACAGCAUUAAUCAUAAGAGCUGAAGAUGCCGGUAUGAUACCUUCAUCUGAAAAAAUUUGGGUUUCUUGGAUUGGUGAAUCCCGAAUAUCUGAGUUGAAUGCUAAAUGUAUUGAUAAGUUUUCUAAUCAUUUAGAGAGAAGACUUGACAAUUUAGCAACAAAUUCUAAGACCAAGGUGACUUGCAAAAAACAAAAAGACGAAGCAUGCUUCAAAACUAUACAGCUAUUAAAAAAACAUUUUACUGGUGGAGCCUUGGUAAAGCCAUACAUUGCAUGGAUAAAAAACAAUAUUCUACCCUAUAAAAAUAAAUUGGAUGAACUGCAUUUUUAUCCAUAUCCAGAAAGUCUUUCGGAUAAGCUUAACAAUUUAAAAAUAGUCAAUUCAGAAAAAAAUGAAAAAUACUUGCGUCAGCAAGAAAAAGAACGAUUGUGUAAAGCAUUCGAGCCAAAGAACUUGAUAAAAAAAAUAGAAAAGUUUGAAAAACCGAUUGAAAAGGGUGGAAUAAAUAUAGUAGAUCAAAAGUAUGGGAUGAUUGUGUGGGCUAAAAUGCAAGGAUAUAGUUGGUGGCCAUGUGUUAUCAUGGAUUAUCAACAUCUUAAUCGUAAGCAGCCACAUGUGGCACAUCAAUGGGUCAUGUGGUAUGGUGAUUACAAGUAUUCUCAAGUUCAGUAUCGACAGAUUCUUACUUUUCCAACAGGAAUGGACAGAAUGGAAUCUAAAAUUACCGCAACAAAAGAUGAGCUUUUUUGCAAGGCAGUUCUUCAAGCUGCUAAGGAUUAUUGUGAUAAGUUGGGUUACUUAACUGAGCCAUGGAAAAUAAAGGAUGUAAUUCACCUAUUUUAUAAAUCCAAAGAUAUAUACAAACUAAAAAAUGCAGAGUUAACAGAACCAAACGAAGAGGAUUUGUAUUCUCAAACUAUAAAAAAACAGUUGAGAAAGCAAAUUAAUAAUCAGCCGAUUAGCGAAGAAAGAAAGAAAAAGAUAUUAGAAUGUAAAAAUUUAAAUUUACUGCUUUCUGGAAAAUUACCACUAGAAUCUUUGUGUAUAAGUUGUUUAGAAUCUGGUGAAGAGUUGGAGGAUCAUCCAUUUUUUCAUGCAUCAAUGUGUGAAAAAUGUUUGGAAGAUUUCAGUCCAAAGAUUUUCGCAUAUGGGAACGAUGCAAAAUGUUUUUAUUGCACUUUGUGCGGCGGAGAUGAUUUAGUAGCAGUAUGCGAUAGCAUGAGUUGUCCCAGAGUUUUUUGCACUGCUUGUAUUAAGUAUAUUAUUUGCCCAGAAUUUUAUGAGGACAUUCUUUUAAAGCACCCAUGGUAUUGCUUUCUUUGCGACCCUAGUUCAAUAAGUACCAAUAACGUCGUCAUCAAGAUACGCAACGACUGGAGAUACAAAAUGAUCUCGCUCUAUCGCAUCAACUGCGAUGAAGAAGCGCCUUCGAAUUUGGAACGCCUGGAUCGGAACAGAAAAAUAAGAGUUUUAUCGCUGUUUGACGGCAUUGGAACUGGUCUUGUUGUAUUAAAGCAUUUAAACGUUAACAUUGAAUGUUACUACGCGAGCGAAAUUGAUCCAGAUUCGAUGCAAGUUAGUUUCUUUAAUCACGGCAAUGAAAUUAUACAGUUAGGUGACGUGAGAAACAUAGACGAGAAAAAAAUUAAAGAGAUAGCUCCCAUUGACUUGCUGAUCGGUGGCUCUCCCUGCAAUGAGCUCAGCUUGGCCAAUCCCAAAAGAAGAGGACUUGAUGAUCCAGAGGGUACAGGAAUACUCUUCUAUGAUUACGUCCGGAUUAUGAAACUCGUCAAAAAGCACAAUAAAAAACGUCACCUUUUCUGGCUUUUUGAAAAUGUCGCGUCCAUGCCGAAAAAAUUCAGAAACCAAAUCAGCAAAAAUUUAGGUAGAGAACCGAAAUUCCUAGACUCUGCGGAUUUCUCAGCGCAGCAUAGGCCUCGGCUGUAUUGGGGAAAUUUACCCUGGGGUCCAUAUCAAGUGAAUAACGUAGUACUGCAGGACGUGCUCAGAAAACGCUGCAAUCGUCAAGCACUUGUAAAAAAAAUAAUGACCGUUACUACCAGGACAAAUUCAUUGAAUCAAACCAAGGAAAAUUUAAAACCAGUACUUAUGGAUGGCAAAAAGGACAUGCUGUGGGUAACGGAAUUAGAGAAAAUCUUUGGAUUCCCAAUGCAUUACACUGACACAAACCUCCAAAAAACUCGGAGGUUGCAGCUUAUUGGCAAAGCUUGGAGUGUGCAAACUCUUACGGCUAUUUUAAGGCCUGUAUUUCUCUUUUAAAUGUUUUUUUGAUUAUGCAGUAAUAGGCGAACUGCGUAUGUUGAAUGUUUUUAGAUGCUGAAUUACAAUUUGUUUACAGUAUGUACAGCUUUGAAAAUUGUGUAAAAAUUUUUAUAUUUAUAGUGUGUAUAAAGAUAAUUUUACGUCUUGAAUUUUUAAAAAUGUUUGAAAUCUUAGUAACGAUUUCUUCAAAUGACAGAAAUUCAAAAAGUAUAAGAUUUUUAAUGAUUGAUAUAACUAUACAGACCAGAAUCAUUAUUUAUGGUUGAUAUAUGUAAAAAGCUUUCUGGUAUUUUGAUCUCAAUUACGAAUAAGCAAAAUUAGUUUGUAAGCUUUUAAAUAUUUUUAAAAUGACUGCGAGAAUAAGCAAUUCAUUUUGUACAAAAAUGUUAGACUUGACGUAAAAAGUCGUAAUACGAUCAUAAUUCUUUUAUAUUUA
This is a messenger RNA of Nasonia vitripennis (jewel wasp), 3878 nucleotides long. RefSeq names its product DNA (cytosine-5)-methyltransferase 3B (gene Dnmt3). The transcript is spliced from 18 exons. Gene Ontology annotation, cellular component: nucleus. The coding region runs from base 134 to 3439 and encodes 1101 amino acids. The record is from RefSeq and is a predicted model, not a curated record. Lineage: Eukaryota; Metazoa; Arthropoda; Insecta; Hymenoptera; Pteromalidae. Gene Ontology annotation, molecular function: methyltransferase activity. Gene Ontology annotation, biological process: regulation of gene expression.